Molecule: messenger RNA, 1373 nt
Organism: Toxoplasma gondii ME49
Lineage: Eukaryota; Apicomplexa; Conoidasida; Eucoccidiorida; Sarcocystidae
Exons: 2
Coding region: 641-1000 (119 amino acids)
Source: RefSeq, a predicted model, not a curated record
AGCCAGAAGAUCACACCUGAAUCGUUAAUGUUUUAUGUCUCAAAACUAGGCACUCGAGUUGGGUACGGGAUUCUAUGGUCGACUGCCAAUUUUCCGAAGUGGUGCGCACCUCCAGCCUCAUACAUCCCUCUCCUUUGACGCUAUUGUUGUACUGGUCCCAAGAGUGACUAUUUCGCCUGUCAGUCCUGACAAACGCAUCGGGAAGACGAGACACAUUUUCUUUGAGAGCACAGCACAUGUUCACUGUGCGAAAAUAGAGCUCCAUUUUCUGUACCGUGGAUGAACGAAAACAGACAUACGUAAGGAACGUAUCCAAUUUUGCUAGGGGCAGAACCUGGGGAAAAUAUGACUUCUGUUUGUGUCUGGAUCCUCGUGAAAGACAAAAUAAGAGGGAGCAACUCUGCUUGCUGCAGCAAACGACUCUCCCCCGGCGCAAGAGGCAGCUCCAGUUGACAAGAGAUGUUUUUUCUUCCCUUGCGAAACUCCGAGAAACCACAGUGAAGGAAGCAUCAAUUUUUGCAUUGGAUCCAUCAAUUGGAACGGUUCUGUCAGAUCACGCAAGACAUGAGAAAACUGCACGACCAUAUAUCUGUGUAGAUAAGUCGUGUACACUGUUGUACGAGUGCACAUCUUUGAUUACAUGGUUCCAGAGGCACUGUUAUUCCCUUGCCUGCCUGUUCAGAUGUGUCAGACAAUGCUGAGCCAGAGAAAAACACCGGCAAUGAUGGAGAGAGUGUGUUCGAACAGAAACGUCGACCGUUUGUGGUUACACGCCACACGCUCCGCCGUCUUCGCCCUCUGCUUCAUCAUCCUUUUCACCUCUUCAAGUCCAUCUUCCGCGUGGCUGUCUACACAAUUUGAUCCUCAAAUGUGGUACCGCGAAACGGGCAACGCCCCACAAAAGGAAGGACUUCUCCCAGACCGCGUCAAAGGAGAGGAAAGACGAUCCUUGCAGGAUUGUGGGACUCAGGAAAUGCGCGUCCGACAGAAGCGUGGCUGACAGCGUGACACCGAAACCCCAGCUCCACAGAAGAGAGAAGAAAAAAAAACGCAGUUUUAACGACGGCGCACCAAGACGCACCGCAAGUGACGAUUUCAGCAGAAAGCACCCAAACGUCAAGCUCAGACCAAUCCAAGACCACGAGCGUGGUUCUGUUUCACCUGUGUUCCUGUGUACAUGCACGGUGCAGAGCUGCGUGAUGGAAUUUUAAGCAGGAUGUAGAAAUAAGUCAUCUGCAGAGAGAUUCGUGCGUUGUCGCUCCACAACUACUCAAAUUUCUACCUGUCAGGAAGAAUUCUGAUUCUUACUUUCUACCCCGUUUUUUCGUCGAAAGUCCUGUGAGGCUAUACGGGAGCAGAACUGUAGUUUAUCG